Colletotrichum karsti is the source of this 2394-nucleotide messenger RNA. RefSeq lists its product as uncharacterized. Gene Ontology annotation, molecular function: phosphoribosylformylglycinamidine cyclo-ligase activity; metal ion binding; ATP binding. The transcript has a single exon. The record is from RefSeq and is a predicted model, not a curated record. Bases 1 to 2394 code for a protein of 797 amino acids. Gene Ontology annotation, biological process: 'de novo' IMP biosynthetic process; adenine biosynthetic process. NCBI's taxonomy places the organism in Eukaryota, Fungi, Ascomycota, Sordariomycetes, Glomerellales, Glomerellaceae. Gene Ontology annotation, cellular component: cytosol.
AUGAAUUCGACAGCCAACCUGCGCAUAUUGCUCAUAGGCAAUGGUGGUCGCGAACAUGCGCUGGCCUGGAAGCUGAGCCAGUCCCCCCUGGUCGAGGCUAUCUACGCCGCCCCUGGCAAUGGAGGUACUGCUUCCUGCCCCAAGACUACCAACAUCACCGAUAUCGCCGCCAAUAACUACGCCGCCCUCGUCAAAUUUGCUCAGUCCAAGUCCGUUGGUCUUGUUGUCCCUGGCCCCGAGGCGCCUCUUGUCGAUGGUGUUGAAGCCUUCUUCCGUGCUGCCGGUAUUCCUUGCUUCGGUCCUUCGAAGGAGGCCGCCCAGAUGGAAGGUAGCAAGACCUUCUCCAAGGAUUUCAUGAAGAGACACAACAUUCCUACUGCCGCCUACGAGAACUUCUCCAGCUACGAACAGGCUGUUGCCUAUAUCGACUGUAUAUCUCAUGACGUCGUCAUCAAGGCUACCGGCUUGGCCGCUGGCAAGGGCGUCAUCAUCCCUACUACUAAGGACGAGGCUAAGCAAGCCCUCAAGGAAAUCAUGGUCGACCGAGCUUUCGGUGACGCUGGAGAUGAGGUCGUCAUCGAGGAAUUCUUGACCGGCGACGAGUUGAGCAUCCUCACCUUCAGUGACGGAAACCACACCAUGUCCCUCCCCCCAGCUCAAGACCACAAGAGAAUCGGGGAUGGAGACCAGGGCCUCAACACUGGUGGCAUGGGCUGCUACGCUCCCACUACCAUCGCUACCAAGGAGCUAAUCCGCCAAAUUGAGCUCGAAGUCGUCCAGCCGACUGUCGCUGGCAUGCGCAAGGAGGGCUACCCAUUCAGAGGUGUCUUAUUCACCGGCCUCAUGAUUACCCCACACGGCCCUAAGGUUCUCGAGUACAACGUCAGAUUCGGUGACCCGGAGACCCAGACUGUGCUCCCUCUUCUAUCCGCCGAUACGGAUCUCGCCGAAGUUAUGCUCGCAUGCACGGCUCACGAGGCCCGCUUGGACUGCGUCGACAUCAACAUCGAGAAUAAGUACAGCGCUACCGUCGUCGUGGCCGCAGGCGGUUACCCAGAAGCUUAUGCCAAGGGAACCCCCAUGGUGGUCAACCCGUCGAUGUCACCGGACGUCACGGUCUUCCAUGCCGGAACGAAGCUGACUCCCGAAGGCCAGCUUCAGACUGCGGGAGGUCGUGUCAUCGCCGUGAAUGCCACUGCUGAAAGCCUCGAAGCCGCGGUCAAAAAGGCGUACGAGCAGGGAGUCACACUCAUCAGCUUCGACAAGAUGUACUAUCGCAAGGACAUUGCCCACCGCGCGUUCCGUUCAAAACAAGAGCGUGAGGCUCUGACGUAUGCCGGCGCUGGCGUAAGUGUUGACGCGGGCAACGAGUUCGUCGAGCGCAUCAAGAAGGCCGUUCGUGCGACCAAGCAGCCUGGUGCGGAUGCCGAGAUUGGCGGCUUCGGUGGCGAGCUAGAUCUCGCCAAGUGCGGUCUUCAACUCGACAACGGCCAGCUCCCGGUUUUGGUCGGGGCGAUUGACGGCGUUGGCACCAAGCUCAUGAUUGCUCAGAAAAUGGGCAAGCACGAUACCGUAGGUAUCGAUUUGGUGGCAAUGAAUGUUAACGACCUGGUCGUCCAGGGAGCCCGACCCCUAAUGUUCUUGGACUACUACGGAUGCAGCAGGCUUGACCUGGGAACCGCGGCAUCCUUUGUUGAGGGCGUUGCGGCGGGUUGCAUUGAUGCCGGGUGCACACUUGUCGGUGGUGAAACCGCUGAGAUGCCCGGCAUGUACCAGAAGGACGACUAUGACGCCGCUGGUUGCGCAUUCGGCGUUAUGAUCAACAGCCAGAGGCUGCCCCGCAAGGAUGAUAUGGCUCCUGGCGAUAUUUUGCUUGGUUUGGCGUCGAGUGGCGUCCACUCGAACGGCUUCUCUCUCGUACGCCGUAUCCUAGAGAGAGAGGGACUUGCUUACACGGACGAGGCCCCGUGGGAUGCUGGCAAGACAGUGGGUGAGAGCCUCUUGACACCAACCAAGAUCUACGUCAAGAGUCUACGCAAGGUCGUUGAAGGCCGCCUGGUCAAGGGCCUUGCCCACAUUACUGGUGGUGGUCUGAUUGACAACGUGCCUCGUAUGCUCCCGGAUCAUCUGGCUGCCGAGAUCGACCUUAACACAUGGGAGAUGCCUGCCGUCUUCAAGUGGCUGAAGACAAGCGGUAACGUCGAGCCGUAUCAAAUGGUUCGCACCUUCAACACUGGCAUCGGUAUGGUUGCAGCUGUGGAUGUAGCCUUUGAGAAAGAGGCUGUCGCAGCAUUAGAAGCUGCUGGCGAGAGAGUCCUUCGCUUGGGCAGGUUGGUGCAGCGAUCCGGCAAGGAGCCCCAGUGCACGGUGCUUAAUUUAGACACGUGGGCAUGA